CUGCGCGCCCACCGAGGUGCGCGUCGGCGAACCCUGGCGCUGCGCCCACGCCCCCUCCCCCCGGAUUAUUUUCCUGCCACCAACCGUCAGUCUCGCACUUUUUCUCCAGAGAACUAGCGAGGAGGUCGGAGUCGCCGGAACAAACGAGGCCCCAGAGAGCUCCACCUAGUUCACAGGAUAAAAUCCCACAGCAGAACUCGGAGUCAGCAAUGGCUAAGCCCCAGGUGGUUGUGGCUCCUGUGCUAAUGUCUAAGCUGUCUGCGAACGCCCCCGAAUUUUACCCAUCAGGUUAUUCUAAUUAUACCGAAUCCUAUGAGGAUGUUUGUGAGGAUUAUCCCACUCUACCAGAAUAUGUUCAGGAUUUCCUGAAUCAUCUCACAGAGCAGCCUGGCAGUUUUGAAACAGAAAUUGAACAGUUUGCAGAAACCCUGAAUGGAUGGGUCACAACAGACGAUGCUUUGCAAGAGCUUGUGGAACUCAUCUACCAGCAGGCCACGUCUAUCCCAAAUUUCUCUUACAUGGGAGCUCGCCUGUGUAAUUACCUGUCCCAUCAUCUGACAAUUAGCCCACAGAGUGGCAACUUCCGCCAAUUGCUACUUCAAAGGUGCCGGACGGAAUAUGAAGCUAAAGACGAAGCUGCAAAAGGAGAUGAAGUGACUCGAAAACGAUUCCAUGCCUUUGUUCUGUUUCUGGGAGAACUGUAUCUUAACCUGGAGAUCAAAGGAACAAAUGGACAGGUUACAAGAGCAGAUAUUCUUCAGGUUGGCCUACGGGAACUGCUGAAUGCUCUGUUCUCCAAUCCUAUGGAUGACAACUUAAUUUGUGCAGUAAAGUUGCUAAAGUUGACAGGGUCAGUUUUAGAAGAUACUUGGAAGGAAAAGGGGAAAACUGAUAUGGAAGAAGUAAUUCAGAGAAUUGAAAAUGUUGUCCUAGAUGCAAACUGCAGCAGAGAUGUAAAACAGAUGCUCUUGAAGCUUGUAGAACUUCGAUCAAGUAACUGGGGCAGAGUCCAUGCAACUUCAACAUACAGAGAAGCUACCCCUGAAAAUGACCCUAACUACUUUAUGAAUGAACCAACAUUUUAUACAUCUGAUGGUGUUCCUUUCACUGCAGCUGACCCAGAUUACCAAGAGAAGUAUCAGGAGUUACUUGAAAGAGAGGACUUUUUUCCAGAUUAUGAAGAAAAUGGAACAGAUUUAUCCGGGGCUGGUGACCCAUACUUGGAUGAUAUUGAUGAUGAGAUGGACCCAGAGAUUGAAGAAGCUUAUGAAAAGUUUUGUUUGGAAUCAGAGCGUAAGCGAAAACAGUAAAGUUAAAUUUGAGGCUAUCGUUUUGGGUUUUUUUUUUUUUUUUUUUUUUUUUUUUUUUUUUUUUUUUUUGUUUAGGUAUGGUGAUUUAGCAGAACACAGGAAAGCAAGAAACUGUGUCAAACUUAUACCAAAUUAAGGAUGUUGAGUUAUGUUACUAAUGUAUGCAACUGUAAUUUUGUUUAACACUACCUGCCAAAAUAAACUUUAUUCCCUGUAACUUAAAA
This is a messenger RNA of Cricetulus griseus (Chinese hamster), 1534 nucleotides long. The record is from RefSeq and is a predicted model, not a curated record. NCBI's taxonomy places the organism in Eukaryota, Metazoa, Chordata, Mammalia, Rodentia, Cricetidae.